AUGGCUGCGGAAAACGAAAAAUAUUGUUUUUGCAUCCAUUUUACUGGUAAAAAUGAUUCAAUUUGGGAAUUUCAAUUCAAAAAUUAUAUGAAGGAUAAGGGAUUAUGGAGUCACCUAGACGAUGCGUUUAAGGCACCUACAGAGAAAAUUGCAUUAGAGGCGUGGGAAACCAAAGAUGCUCAAAUAAUUACUUGGAUCCUUAGCAUUAUCGAUCCUCAAAUGAUCAAUAAUUUGCGCUCCUUUUCAACUGCUCAAGAAAUGUGGAACUAUUUGAAGCGUAUUUACAAUCAAGACAAUACUGCUAAGCGUUUUCAGUUAGAGCUGGAUAUAGAAAAUUACCAACAAGGUAAUUUAUCCAUUCAAGAAUAUUAUCCUGGUUUUCUGAAUUUGUGGACAGAACACUCUUCUCUUAUACAUGUCGAUGUUCCGAAGAAUUCUCUUGCGGCUUUCAAGCGGUCUACAACACAAGUAGCCGAGAUCAAUUUCUCAUGA
Molecule: messenger RNA, 492 nt
Organism: Lathyrus oleraceus (garden pea)
Lineage: Eukaryota; Viridiplantae; Streptophyta; Magnoliopsida; Fabales; Fabaceae
Exons: 1
Coding region: 1-492 (163 amino acids)
Source: RefSeq, a predicted model, not a curated record